Messenger RNA from Exophiala oligosperma, 1867 nucleotides. RefSeq names its product protein disulfide-isomerase domain. NCBI's taxonomy places the organism in Eukaryota, Fungi, Ascomycota, Eurotiomycetes, Chaetothyriales, Herpotrichiellaceae. The coding region runs from base 155 to 1636 and encodes 493 amino acids. Gene Ontology annotation, molecular function: protein disulfide isomerase activity; protein-disulfide reductase activity. Gene Ontology annotation, cellular component: endoplasmic reticulum lumen. The record is from RefSeq and is a predicted model, not a curated record. The transcript has 2 exons. Gene Ontology annotation, biological process: response to endoplasmic reticulum stress.
CUCGAGCCCACUUCAAGCCAGCGUGUUCGAAAACUACAGUGUGCAACACCACUUCCUUGGGCCAUGGUCAUAUCUCGAGCCCAUGCCUUCCUGCACCAUCAUCUUGUGCCCUGAAGUUCUUUAGAUUGCCUGUCGGAUUCGUAUUAUUGAUUCUAUGGCUCGUUCAAGCCUCCUCGCUUGGGCGGUGCUUGCCCUCAUUUGUCUUGAGGUUGAUGCCUUCUACAGCAAGAAUUCUCCUGUCCUUCAGGUUACGGGGAAAACAUACGAUUCUCUCAUCGCCCAGUCCAAUCAUACAUCUAUAGUAGAGUUCUACGCACCGUGGUGUGGACAUUGUCAAAACCUCAAACCUGCCUACGAGAAAGCUGCCAAAAACCUUGCUGGACUGGCCAAAGUUGCUGCUGUGGACUGUGAUGACGAGGCAAACAAACCAUUCUGUGGACAGAUGGGUAUCCAAGGAUUUCCCACUCUGAAAAUCGUCAAACCCGGCAAAAAGCCAGGACGACCCAUUGUCGAAGACUACAACGGACCCAGAUCAGCAAAAGGCAUCGUGGAGGCCGUUAAGGAUAAGAUACCCAACCACGUCAAGAGAUUACAGGGCGAAGCUCUCGAAGAGUGGUUGGAAGAUCCUUCUACCCAUGCAAAGGCCCUCAUCUUCACGGACAAAGGGACCACUAGCCCCCUCGUCAAAAGCCUGGCCGUAGACUUUCUUGGAAACAUUGCUUUUGCCCAGAUAAGGCACAAGGACACUGCUGAGAAAUUUGGUGUGACGACCUUACCCACGGUCCAGCUUAUCCCAGCUGCUGGUGAAGCACCUAUCCCUUAUGACGGCGAAAUUAAUCGGGAGGCCCUGGUGGCGUUUUUCAGUCAAGUUGCGUCGCCCAACCCAGAUCCUGCUCCGAAGAAGGCGAAAUCACCCAAAUCAACAUCGAAGAAGGCGAAGUCCUCGAGAUCUGCAUCCGCGGCAUUUUCCAAAGCCUCCGAAGCUCAUAAAUCAUCCGAUUAUGACGACUUCUUGGGUAGCUCUGGGACGAUUGUACUGGACGAUGAUACGCCAACAGAGUCACCACUUCCUAUCGUGGAGCAUGAGGAGAAGCCCAUGGUUGUCCCAGAUGUGAUACCCCCGAUUCCCACAGCUAGCACUGCUGCCGAGCUUGAAACUGCCUGUUUGACUCCAAAGAGUGGCAAUUGUCUCUUGGUUCUGGUUCCGGCGAGUGCUGAUCCAGAGGAAGUGUCUCAACCCGCGACUUCUGCAUUGGCUGGAAUCGCUGAAAUCGUGCAGAAGUAUAGUAAACGCAAAGCCAAUAUGAUACCCGCCUAUGCGGUCACAGCUGACAACCCAGCUGCGAUCAAAAUUCGACAAGAGUUGGGAUUUGCAGCUGAUGGUAGCCUUGAGAUCGUUGCCUUGAACAUGAAGAGACGGUGGUGGAGAAGAUAUCAAAGCGAGGGCCACAAUAUUCUCGAUCUUGAGAAUUUCAUCGACGCCAUCAAACUAGGAGAAGGUUCGAAGACACGAUUACCUGAUACUUUCGGAGGUUCAGCACCAGAGUCGCCUGCGUCUGAACCAAGUGAAGUUGUUGAGGGUGCUUCGAGUACAGUCCACGAACAAACUGCGUCUACCGAACAUGAUGAAUUGUAACGUUCUUGAGCAAUUCUUUGAUUGAUACUGCACAGACUUGAGAGUCCUGCUUAGACAAUCAGCACCGAGCGAUUGAUUAAUUGCUGAGUCCCAUCAUACCAAUUAUUAUCAUCUGACUCUGAACUAUCCUGACGUUGUCGACUUCACUCGACUCUCAUUUGUGCUUUUGUCGCACCAUCCACUUACUCUGCCCCUCUUCCGCUUCCUGCCCUCCUUUCUCACAUUUCACUG